GGCAACGUGAAUUUCUGAAAAUUUUCAAUGAUAAACUUUUGAUAAAAAAAAGUUGAAAGUUCGUAAAAUCGUAUUUUGAAUUGAAUUUUCUUCUGCAAAGUAAUGAAGAAAAUAUGUGUUGUACUCGAUAAUUAAUACGUUCGAAUAAGAAUUGAAAUGUUCGUGAAUAAAUCCAUGGCAGGAAAAACUAUUCCGAAGACGGCGACUACUCAAAAGUUCAAAACCAAGUACAAGAAACUGAAAAAGUACAUGUUAUUUAUGGUAUAUGAAAAUGCCGCUCUAUGUGAUCAAAUUACUUACUUACAAGAAAAAAUCCUCUACACUAAAGAAGAGAACAACUUUCUGGCUAGAAAAUUGAAACACUUGGAAUUUCUCAAGAAUGCUUCCGGCUGUGAAAUAAGCACCGUAGAUAAUCUAGCAAAAAAGAUAAUUACCAAAAGAAAAAUUCAAAUUAGUCCUAGUCAAAUUAUUGAUACAGAUGUACCGAUACCGAAGCAAGUGUUGAAAGUGAAGAAACCGGUAAAAAAUGUGAAAAAGAAACAAACAUUGACUGUGUCCGAAGAUGCCUGUGGUCAAUUAUCAUUUCCUAUCACUUUGAACGAUUUGACGGUUCAUUCUUUAGGAGAAAUCGUAACCGAUCGUUCUACUUAUCACACAGAAGAUAUCAUUUAUCCAGCCGGUUAUGUUGCGACGAAAGUUUACGGAAGUGUUCACAAUCCUAGAAUGAAAUGUUCAUACACUUGUAAGAUUAUCGACGGAGGCUUAUACCCAAAAUUUGAAAUACUAUCCGAAGACGGUCUCGUAUUUACCGGUACUACUCCGGAUGAAUGUCACAAAAAACUGUUGUCGUUAAUCAAUAAUAAUUAUUCAGCGAAAGUAGUCAACGAUACGAUAAAUCGAGGAGCUGAUUUCUUCGGUUUAGCUAAUCCUAGCGUACAUUACCUUAUUCUUUCGUUGCCUGGUAUUCCUAAAUGUAUUAAAUAUAGCUUCAAGAAAUUCAAUGAAAGAAUCAAUCUUCAAGACGAUGUAUUGAUGAAAGAUGACGUAGAAGCUUGUAUCAAUUAUAGUGCUUUGGUUAAAGUUUUACCAGAAUCGUUUAAUCGUGAUCCCUUUGGAAGCUCGUGGCUUCCUGGAUGAGAAGAGAUCGAAGAUUUUUCAUGAAAAUGGACGUGAUAAUUUGUUCGGUGUUUGUUUCAAAGUAGAGAUGUAUAAUAUUCAGACUUGAUCAUAUGAUCACGAUGUAAAAUUACAUCAAUACGUUUGCAUUUUACGUCAUCAAAUUUAGACAAUAGAUGUGCUUGAUUUGAAUACUUUAUUGAAUAUUUUUACAGUUUUGUAAUAUUGACUUUUUCACCAUUAGAUAAUUUUUUUUUUAUAAA
Molecule: messenger RNA, 1379 nt
Organism: Planococcus citri (citrus mealybug)
Lineage: Eukaryota; Metazoa; Arthropoda; Insecta; Hemiptera; Pseudococcidae
Product: transforming growth factor beta regulator 1
Exons: 7
Coding region: 157-1137 (326 amino acids)
Biological process (GO): regulation of cell cycle
Cellular component (GO): nucleus
Source: RefSeq, a predicted model, not a curated record